AUGUCAAAAGCUAUCGGUAUAGAUUUGGGUACAACGUACUCAUGCGUGGCACAUUUCACCAAUGAUCGGGUCGAGAUCAUUGCGAACGACCAGGGUAACCGGACCACACCGUCGUAUGUGGCCUUCACCGACACGGAACGACUCAUUGGUGACGCAGCCAAGAACCAGGCGGCAAUUAACCCCAAGAACACGGUGUUCGACGCCAAACGGCUGAUCGGACGCCGUUUUGACGACCCAGAGGUCACGACCGACGCCAAACACUUCCCGUUCAAGGUUGUGUCACGUGAGGGCAAGCCGCACGUGGAGGUGGAGUACAAGGGCGAGACCAAGGUGUUCUCGCCCGAAGAGAUCUCGGCCAUGGUCCUGGGCAAGAUGCGUGAGACCGCGCAGGGCUAUCUGGGCGGCUCCGUCAACGACGCUGUGGUCACGGUGCCCGCGUAUUUCAACGACUCGCAGCGGCAGGCCACCAAGGACGCCGGGACCAUUGCAGGGCUCAACGUGCUGAGAAUCAUCAACGAGCCCACAGCGGCCGCCAUCGCGUACGGGCUCGACAAAAAGGGCCGCGAGGAGCACAACGUGCUGAUUUUCGAUCUGGGCGGUGGUACUUUCGACGUGUCGCUCUUGUCCAUCGACGAGGGGAUCUUUGAAGUCAAAGCCACUGCCGGUAACACCCAUCUGGGUGGUGAGGAUUUCGACAACAGACUCGUGAACCAUUUGGCUGCCGAAUUUCAGCGUAAAAACCGUAAGGAUUUGACCAGCAAUCAACGUUCUAUGCGCCGGUUGCGUACAGCUGCCGAGCGUGCCAAGCGCGCGCUUUCGUCGUCCGCACAGACCUCGAUUGAAAUCGAUUCCCUUUUCGAAGGUUGCGAUUUCUACACGUCCUUGACCAGAGCCCGUUUCGAGGAGCUUUGCGCCGAUUUGUUCCGCUCCACUUUGGACCCCGUGGAAAAAGUGCUACGAGACUCUAAGCUAGACAAGUCACAAGUCGACGAGAUCGUUCUUGUGGGUGGCUCUACGCGUAUACCAAAAGUUCAGAAGCUGGUGACCGAUUUCUUCAACGGUAAAGAACCCAAUCGCUCCAUCAACCCAGAUGAAGCUGUUGCAUACGGUGCAGCUGUGCAAGCCGCCAUUUUGACAGGUGAUCAAUCUUCCAAGACCCAAGACUUAUUGCUACUGGACGUGGCUCCUUUGUCUCUAGGUAUUGAGACCGCCGGCGGUAUUAUGACCAAAUUGAUCCCCAGAAACUCCACGAUUCCAACCAAAAAAUCGGAGACUUUCUCCACAUAUGCCGACAAUCAGCCCGGUGUUUUGAUCCAGGUCUAUGAAGGUGAAAGAACCAGGACUAAAGACAACAAUCUUCUGGGCAAAUUCGAACUCAGUGGUAUUCCUCCUGCACCUCGCGGUGUGCCUCAGAUCGAGGUUUCAUUCGACUUGGAUGCCAAUGGUAUUUUGAACGUUCACGCUUUAGAGAAGGGUACAGGUAAAUCUAGCAAGAUUACGAUUACCAACGACAAAGGACGCUUGUCCAAGGAAGAUAUUGAAAGAAUGGUAUCUGAUGCUGAAAAGUUUAAGGCUGAAGACGAAAGCGAAGCUGAGAGAGUACAGACCAAAAACUCUUUAGAAGCUUACGCUUUCAGUUUGAAGAAUACUGUGAACGAAACUUCCUUCAAAGAAAAAGUAGGAGAGGCGGAUUAUACCAAAUUGAAGUCUGUUGUGGAAGAAACCAUUUCAUGGCUUGAUGCUUCACAAGUGGCUUCCACGGAUGAGUACAAGGAUAAACAAAAGGAAGUGGAAGAAGUGGCGAAUCCAAUCAUGACCAAAUUCUACCAAUCUGGAGGUGCUUCAGGUGGAGGAGUUCCUGGCGGAGUUCCUGGCGGAGUUCCUGGCGGAGUUCCCGGUGGUGCACCUGGUGCUGGUGCCGGUUCCGCUGGCCAUGGCGCCGGUGGAGAUUCGGGUCCAACAGUCGAAGAGGUUGACUAA
This is a messenger RNA of Lachancea meyersii CBS 8951, 1980 nucleotides long. Lineage: Eukaryota; Fungi; Ascomycota; Saccharomycetes; Saccharomycetales; Saccharomycetaceae. The record is from the annotation of a GenBank genome assembly.